Messenger RNA from Peniophora sp. CBMAI 1063, 2457 nucleotides. Lineage: Eukaryota; Fungi; Basidiomycota; Agaricomycetes; Russulales; Peniophoraceae. The record is from the annotation of a GenBank genome assembly.
AUGGCGCCUCCGCCCUUCACUAAGGUCACCUCCACGAACACCGACGACCCGGAGCUUGCACUACCGAAUUAUACUCUUACUGGCUCCGACUCUACUCCUCAACGUCUCAAACAAUCCGGCUUCAUGCGCCACCACUCUAGUCACGCCUUCAUGCGGGCCAAGCCCCUGUACAAGAGUCUAGCGAAGGAGUUAAGAGGGAUGUUUCUUGGACCGAUGCCGGUCAAGAAGUUCCUUGAUACUUUUCUGCCCUGCAAACAGCAACGUACCUGUCGCAACAUCGCCAUCAGCGUGAACGGAGCCGACUUCAAGCUCAAGAAGCGUGUCCGUGGCGAGACAGCAGAGGACAAGAUUUGUGACGCUAUCAAUAAUUCGAAAAUUCUGCACAAUCUGCAUUUCCAAAACACGUCUGACAGGCCGCUCUCGAUGCUCGACUCCCUCCCCGAGAGCGAAAGGGCCGAUCGCAAGAUCGACAUCAGCGCCUUCAUCCGCAGAAAGGGAACAGCCACACCCACGCCAUCCUUCGAAGCGCUUCGUCUCCCCAUCGAACUCAAGCCCCCUGGAGUCGACAUUGUCGUAGACCCGGCGGUCGGCAAGUCGUCUGAGCAGCGCAAACAGCACGGCUUCGAGCAUCAGACCGCAGACGCGGUUGAAGCCCGCGGCCAACUUGCGUGCUACACUGUGCAUCAAUUCCAACACCAGGAUUGUAUCCGCACCUUUUCCGUUCUGAUCUUCGGGAUGAAAGCACGCCUCCUGCACACCGAUCACAGUGGCAUCAUUGUCACCGAAGCCUUCGACUACACUGGCGGCGACCUCUUUACUGACUUCCUGUGGAGGCUUGACCGCGCUCUCGAUGGCAAUGGUACGAGCGAGGCGGGUGUCGAUACCUCGGUUACAGCCCUCGCGCAUGAAGACGACGUCGUGUCGAAGGCGCGUCAGGCAUUCGCAAAGGCGAAGGAUGAGUUGCCCUAUGUGGUUACGCCUGAGAUGCCGCUGCGAAAAAUCAUUGUAUGGGACGAAUACGCCUGUUCCCCAGGCAACGAGCCGCCGACGCGCGAGCUGAUCGUGCCGCCAGCCGUGGAGCACUCGUUCUCACCACUUGGGCGUUAUACCCUGACUUUUCCCGCAUACGACGCGGCGACCGAUUCCGUGUGCUGGAUGAAGGACGCUUGGAGGCUUGACGAGGAUGGUUUUGAGAAGGAGGGCGACACGUAUGCCAAGCUUGCGAAGCUGGAGAAUAUCGAAGGGUUGAUACCCGAGGUCCUGUGUGCGGGGGAUGUUCGCAAUUCGGACGGCACGCGUCAAGCCACGGCGACACAAGAUCAUGUCGGUGCCGACUGGGCCUCAAAGAGUCAAAAUAUUCAUCGCUACGUGCAUUAUCGCAUCGUCUUCAAGACCAUUGGCCGUCCCUUGACAACGUUCAAGAAUACCAAGGAGCUCGUUCAGGUGAUGGCAGAUGCGCUGCGAGCGCACAGCAUCGCUUUCAACAAUGGCACAAUACUGCACAGGGACAUCAGUAUCAAUAAUAUCCUCAUCAAGAAUGGACGUGGGUUGCUGAUCGAUUGGGAUAUGUGCAAGUAUGUGGACAAGCCAGAGGCUCGGGUUCCAUGGAGGACAGGGACUUGGCAAUUCAUCGCCGCUCAGCUUCUGGCCGACCCCAGGAGUACCACGCACAAAUUACACCACGACUUGGAAUCGUUCCUGUGGCUUCUGCUGUAUAUAACACUACGUUAUUGCUACCGCAUCCCGCAUCUGACGGCGCUCGUUGACGACGAUCUGGGUCCCACGCCGCCGAAACUUGAUUUGCCGUCCCCCACAAAGUCGAACAGGCACACCGCAAAACUGCUAGUGCCCGAGCCACAGGUCGAGGUGGAUCACAUGAGCUGGCCUGAGGUUCAAGAAUAUGUCCAUCGCCUGUUCGAUAACAAGCAAGAGGAAGGCAAUUCGACGCCUCGUGGUGGGGAGGAGAAGAUGGACUUUUUGGUCGUACAUCGCACACAUCCCACGAACGACCAGAUCGCUCGCUCCGUCGACACCUGCUCCGAGCAUAUACCUGCGCCGCUCGCGAAACUCAUCGGCAAUCUUCGUGCGAUCUUUUCACCUCUCUAUCGCCAAAAAGCUCCCCAUGUCGUCAGGGACUUUCUGAACGAAUACUUGUCAAACUCAAGAUAUAUCGAGCACUAUUUUCGGGAAGCACUUGGAUCAGGAGGCUGGCGAGAUGAUGAUGCAGGGCAUGACCACUUCGUCUUCGAACAACGCGAACAACGUUUGAGGAAGCGCGGGCGCGAUGAUGCGGGUCAAACCGAGGGUGAUGAAGAUGGCGAUGAGCAUGCGGACCCCGCGGGACUAACGACACUGGCUGGCCCGGUGAACUUCCUUACUAGUAAGAGGCAGAGGCUGGAGUCCGGUGAUGAGUUCCUCAUGCCCGCGCGCACUGUAUCGGCACCCGGUUAUCUCUAG